CACUCAUUCUCGCUCCCCCUUCUCUCUUUCUCUCGCACUGCUGCAGCUUUUUCAUGACCUCUUUGAGAGGAGUGUGAGAGACUACUCUGCCACUAGUGGUCGUCGUGGUGGUAGCGGACGUGACGUCACCGGCUGCUUUUGCCGCUCUGGCUCCCCAUUCGCGUGCCCUCCUUUCUCGCUCACUGUCAGAUCUCUCUCUCUCUCUCAGUCGUCUAGUCUAGUCUUUUCUUCUGUUUUCGUUUCCCUCUCGCUCUAGGUUGGGAUUUUUUUGGUUUCUCUCUCUAGGGUUUGCCUUGGAGUUUGAGUCGUCGUCCCACCAGCCUUUCCUUUGUUUCGUUCUCUCUCUUUCUCUAGCAUUUAAUUCAGUUAGAGAGGAAUAUAAAUUUUCCAUUUUUUCUUUUUUGUUUCUGUGUUUCUUUCCGGUUUUUAUUAUCCCAACGUCUUUAGAGCGAGGAGGAGAUGCGUCGAAGACGAAGCUCGGGUCUCAGGUGGAAGAGUUGAAGCACAAACAUACAUUAUGAAGAGUUUCGGUUUGAGGCAAUGGACAGUGGUAUUUGCUCAUGGAAAUGAAGGAGAGGCAGCGUUGGAAACCUGAAGAGGAUGCAUUGUUGCGUGCAUAUGUGAAACAGUAUGGACCAAGGGAGUGGAACCUUGUAUCACAGCGCAUGAGCACACCCCUAAACAGGGACGCCAAAUCUUGCUUAGAAAGGUGGAAGAAUUAUCUAAAACCAGGCAUCAAGAAAGGGUCUCUUACUGAAGAGGAACAGCGUCUGGUCAUUUGCCUUCAAGAGAAACACGGUAACAAGUGGAAGAAAAUCGCUGCUGAAGUCCCUGGUCGAACUGCUAAAAGAUUAGGCAAGUGGUGGGAAGUGUUCAAAGAUAAGCAGCAGAGAGAACAGAAGAACAACAAUACAGUUGUGCAGCCUAUUGAGGAGGGCAAGUACGAUCGGAUUCUUGAAACUUUUGCUGAGAAGCUAGUGAAGGAGCGUCCAGCCCCAUAUCUCAUGGCCACUUCCAAUGGGGCCUUUCUUCACAACGAAGCAUCUCCAGCUCCAUCAAUGCUUCCUCCCUGGCUUUCAAAUUCAAAUGUCACCUCACAUGCUAGAGCACCAUCUCCUUCUGUUACCUUGAGUCUGUCCGCUACAGUUGCACCCUCUCGAACCUCUCCUCCAAUCCCCUGGCUGCAGCCUGAUAGAGGACCCGAAAACAGUUUUGCAUUGAACAAUCUGCCUCCUCAUGUUUCAGUCCCUUGUGGAGAAAAUUAUGUGAUAUCUGAGUUGGUGGAGUGCUCAAGAGAGUUGGAGGAAGUGCACCGUGCUUGGGCAGCACAUAAAAAAGAAGCGUCUUGGAGGUUAAGAAGGGUAGAGUUGCAAUUGGAAUCAGAGAAGGCUUGUCGAAAGAGGGAGAAAAUGGACGAGAUUGAGGCGAAGGUGAAGGCUCUAAGGGAAGAGCAGAAGGCUGCUCUGGAUAGGAUCGAAGCAGAAUACAGGGAACAAAUAGCAGGACUAAGGAGAGAUGCCGAAAUAAAGGAGCAAAAGUUGGCUGAUCAAUGGUCUGCAAAGCAUAUGCGUCUCACUCAGUUUCUUGAGCAGAUGGGCGGCAGACCUAGGCUUGCUGAGCCUAAUGCCCGGUGAGAGAUGCAUAGUCAUAACUCAUUCUAGAUUGUAUGAGGUCUGGACUUCUGGUUUAAUAUUGUCCUGUUUUCUUUCAACUUGUGUGUAUUCUCUUCUUGAAUGCUCCAUAGGUUCCUAAUUACUUCUUCCUUUCUGCGUAUUGCCUGGACUCGAUGAAUAUAAGGUAGUAUUAACUUACAUGCGUAUUGCCCGGACUCGAUGAAUAUAACCUUGUAUUAACUUACAUCUAUUCUCCUUUUAGCAGCUAUAACAACUAUAUUUGAAUUGU
Molecule: messenger RNA, 1902 nt
Organism: Fragaria vesca subsp. vesca
Lineage: Eukaryota; Viridiplantae; Streptophyta; Magnoliopsida; Rosales; Rosaceae
Product: transcription factor AS1-like
Exons: 2
Coding region: 561-1634 (357 amino acids)
Source: RefSeq, a predicted model, not a curated record